AUGCUUUACCUGCGUGUUAGUUGGGUUGCUGGACAAGCUGGAAUUGGAUUAGGCUGCGCUGUUGUACUGCUUGCUUCACUGGUAACAUUCAUUACGGCAUUGUCGACAUGUGCUAUCUGUACAAAUGGCGACGUGAAGGGUGGAGGAGCUUAUUUCUUGGUCAGUUUUGCUUCAUUCUCAAUCCUAAUUGAUGAACUGACUCGAAUUCGAAAUUCUUUCUUGAACUGGAGUAAUUUUGAACUGAAAAUGGAGUUGAGCUGA
Molecule: messenger RNA, 261 nt
Organism: Gongylonema pulchrum
Lineage: Eukaryota; Metazoa; Nematoda; Chromadorea; Rhabditida; Gongylonematidae
Source: the annotation of a GenBank genome assembly